GGUGAGCACAAUCUUUUUUGUGUAGGUUGUGGCCAUAGGAGGCUUGUAUUAUUGGUGGUGGAUUGGUGGUGGAUGACAGCUGUAAACAAGCUCCAGGGAAGCUCCGGAGGAGGAAAACUCAAAGCGCGGUAAUAAAGAAGAGGAACUUAAAAUGGUGAGGGGUAAAGCCUUGGUCCACUGUGGGCUGGUUCUGCUGAGUUUGUGGCUGUGCAUCCAGUCAGUGCCUAUCAAUGUGGACAAGACCAAAGCAAAGCCCCAAGAGGAGGAACUGGGGCCACCACAGAGUGCUGAGACUGGGCUGCACUAUGACCGCUACCUCAGGGAAGUCAUCGAGUACCUCGAGAAAGACCCCCACUUUAAAGAAAAGCUCAAAAAUGCAAACAUGGAUGACAUCAAGCAAGGCAAACUUUCCAAAGAGCUGAACUUUGUCCACCACAACUUUCGGACCAGGCUGGACGAGCUAAAGAGGGAGGAGAUGAACAGGCUGCGCAUGCUCAUCAAAGCCAAACUUGACAUUCAGGGAGGGAAUGGCCGGACAGUGGACCACCAGGCCCUGCUCAAACAGUUUGACCACCUCAACCAUAUGAACCCCAACACUUUUGAGGUGGAGGACCUGGACCGCCUCAUCCAAUCGGCGACCAAAGACCUGGAGAACUUUGACAAGGACCGCCACGAUGAGUUCAAGAGGUAUGAAAUGAUGAAGGAGCACGAGAGGAGGGAACGUCUGAAGGCCAUGAAUGAGGAGGACCGAAAGAAGGAGGAGCAGCACUACGAGGAGAUGAGAAAGAAACAUGCCGACCAUCCGAAAAUCAACCACCCGGGCAGUGAGGACCAGCUGAAGGAGGUGUGGCAGGAGUCAGAUGGUUUGGACCCAGAUAACUUUGAUCCCAAGACCUUCUUCAAAAUGCACGACACCAACGGAGACGGCUUCUUCGAUGAGAGCGAGCUUGAAGCUCUCUUCACUAAAGAGCUUGAGAAGGUGUACAACCCCGAAAAUGAAGAAGACGACAUGGUUGAGAUGGAGGAAGAGAGACUGCGAAUGAGAGAGCACGUUAUGAAUGAGGUGGACACUGAUAAAGACAGACUCGUGUCACUGAACGAGUUCAUAGCGGCCACGAAGAAGGAGGAGUUCUUGGACAAAGACGAGUGGGAGACUUUAGAUAAAAGCCCCCUUUACACCGAGGAGGAGCUGAGAGAGUAUGAACAGCAUCUGGUCAACGAAGAGAACGAUAUCAACCAGAAGUCAGCCGAGCUGCAGAAACAGAGGGAGGAGCUCGAAAGGAAACAGGAAGAACUUAAUGCUCAGAAGAUGGGGCUACAGCAGGCAGUAGAAGAAAUGGAAAGGCUAAAAGCUGAGGUCAAACAGUCGGUCGCUCCUGUAGCUGAAGGUGAACCAGCACCAGUCGUACCAGCCAACAGUCAACCACUGCCCCCUGGUCACCAGCAGCAAGAUGUACCAGUGCCAGGACACUCUUAGCAGGCCUCAAUCCUCUGUGUGCUGUAUGGAUGCCAGUGAGCGUGUGUGUUUGUGUGUGUUUGUGUGUGUUUCCCUUGUAAUGAUUCCAAUUUUACAUUUGUGUUUAGGAUUUUCAAAACACCACUUGAUAAAAAAAAAAAUCUGCCUAAAUAUUAAGAGCACAUAAGAAAAUCUGAUUUCAGGCUUCCGAUUCGGUGCCAGUGCCCAUUAUGCCCGAUUGGGCCGCAUAAAUCAGAAAUGUGGAUCUGCUCCAGUUUUCUUCGUGAACAAUCGGCCCUUUUGUUUUUGUCAUUUUGAUCUUUUAUCACAGCAAGGACUUUGUUCUCCAUGGGAAGUGCUUUGGGGGGGCUGAAAAGUGAAUGUUUUGUUUAGUGCACACACUGUAGUUCAUUGUCACUGAUAUUGUCUCCUAGAGGAAAUACUUUGAAAAUGAUUUAUUUAUUCUAUUAAAUAGAGCAGAUUAUGUAAUAGAAAUGAAUAUCAGAAACUUUAGAGUUUAUGUAGCGCUGCUGGCUCGAGAAGAAAAUGGUCCUAUUUGCUUUUUUUCAUGUAGUAAUAUAUGAGAAAUAUUUUCUGCACGUUUACUUACAAACAUUCUGGAUCUAUAAAAUAUUGUUUCUUUAAUAACUUGCAUAUCACCAUGUCUAUUUUCACACUGGUUUCCUUUUAAAAUGUGACCAUGUGUAUGUAUGAUGGUUUCCCAGAGGAAAAUUUUGCAGCUUACAGUAGUCUUUUCUUUGUCUCAUCAGAAAUAAAUCAGCUUCUUAUUUGGAGAUGACUAAAUUCUGAACCUGCUCUCAGGAGAAAUGAGGAGCAAAGAAUAAAUCAGCAGGAGUUCUUUUGCUGGGCUCAUAGGCGUCUCAGAGGUUUCUUAAAUCUGGGAACAGAUACACAGAGUUGAGACAAAUUUCUGAGAUUGUACAGGCUCAUUUAUGAGGCAAUCAAGUUUUUUUUGGAUCUUACUGUUACCUUAAGAGCUGAUUAUUUCAGACAGACAAAGAUUAAGAGAGUUAAAAGCGCUUUUUAAUAUCUCAAAUUCAGGCUAAGAUGAGAGGAUGACUAUUUUUCAGGAGCUAAAUUUAAGAAGCAUGAGAAAUUAGUCCAAAUCUCAUAUUUAUGUUAUAUUGAACUCAGUUAUGUCUGGAUAAAUAAGAGAUCUUAUGUUUUAAUUGCACUUUCCUCUGGGCUGAAACUUAUGCUAUUAAUCACUAUUUAUAAAAAUCACAGGUGAUUUUGUUGGUGAAUAUUCUCAGUCAUCCAGGUCAUGGUAAUUUGAAAUGCUAUAUUGUAGGCAACUGGACUUGCUUGAGUUCCUUGAAGACGUUUGACCUUUCAUUCAGUUCGAAUGGACUGUGCGGAGUUGCAGGCUUUACACUGUGUGGGUGUAAACUCUUACAGAGUCGUUGGAAUCAUGUGAUGAGAGGUUAAACGUCUUCAAGAAACUCAAACAAGUCCAGUUGCCUACGAUAUAGCACUUAGGAUCACAGGUGAUUUAGUUCUCUGAUACCUCUUAACUGUUUUAUAUAAGCUCUUACGAGGACUGCAGGCUGCAAACGUCACCCACAGUUCUCUCCAGUGAUCAUUUUGUUUUUUAAGACCUUUUGAAACUUAUUCAUGUACACAGCUGAAAAUUUCCUCUGAACGUUAUUUUCUACAAAAAAUGCAAACAUCCUUUGGACCAGAUGAUUGAAGAACAUAUUUAGUUUACAGAUAAAGUUACAUUUAUUUAAAUCUUUUAAUUUAAUUUAAUAUAAUUGUGCUGGUGUUAAGAGUGAUGAUUGUGUGGAUUCUGAAGUGGUUGUGUGUGCGUACUGUGUGACUGUGAAUUUGUCAUUUUUUCAUGAUAGAAUAAUGUUUAUUAAUUCUCCACACCACUGUAAAUGGUACUGCAGCAGGUUGAAUUUGCCCUGGUGUCUGUCAUAGGAGAUGAGAAACUUUAAUUAAACUACCAAAAAGAGUCAAAGGGUCAAAUUUAAGGACUCAAAGAUGGUCAAUCUGUUGAGCAAUUGAGGUAUAAUAAAUGAGUUGAUAUUAUUUCUUAUGUCGCUUUUAAGAAACAUUUAAAUCAAUCCACCGCCCAAAGUCCUGUGUGAGGAAUUCAUGAACCUGUUAUGGUGUACAAGGUUUGAAUGUGGACAAUAAAGUGAAUGAGCUUGCAA
Messenger RNA from Epinephelus moara (kelp grouper), 3636 nucleotides. Its product is annotated as nucleobindin-2-like. NCBI's taxonomy places the organism in Eukaryota, Metazoa, Chordata, Actinopteri, Perciformes, Serranidae. The transcript has 13 exons. Gene Ontology annotation, molecular function: calcium ion binding. The record is from RefSeq and is a predicted model, not a curated record. Gene Ontology annotation, cellular component: endoplasmic reticulum-Golgi intermediate compartment; extracellular exosome. Bases 152 to 1477 code for a protein of 441 amino acids.